Messenger RNA from Sus scrofa (pig), 9065 nucleotides. NCBI's taxonomy places the organism in Eukaryota, Metazoa, Chordata, Mammalia, Artiodactyla, Suidae. The record is from RefSeq and is a predicted model, not a curated record.
AUAUUAAGCAUAACUUUGUGCCAAGUGGUACAUGUUUUGCUCUGGAGGAUAGAGAUGCGUUUAAGACAGACUUGUUUAGUGUGGUGGAUAAGAUGUGGACAUGGGGUCAGGACUGUUGAAAAGCGCUGAGCUCUGGAAGGGAGGAAGGCAGUGUUGUGGGCAUCUGAAGGAGGGAAGGCUGGCAGGGAGGUCUUCGGCAAGGUCAGCAUGGUAGCUAACUUUGCCCAGUGGUGGAGGUGCCAAUGGGUAUGCGUGUUAGUUUGGUCACUUUUGAGAAGGAGUGAGCCUGGAGACUCGUGACUUCCUCCCUCAGCAGUGGAGAUGAUCAUGCAUAGUACCAAGCAGAACAGCUGGAAAGGAGGGUCUGGAUAGAGCCUGCAGGACUCUGCAUUUCAGAUGGAAGAACUUGGGUUUUCUUUCUGUAUUCGCUGAGGUUUUCCAGACAGGUGAACGAUGUGAUCAGAACUGGAGUUUAGAAAGUUUGACUGGGUAGAGAGAGAUUCAAAGUGGGCUAACAAAUUUAUGGGAAACUAUUAGUUAUGGGAAACUGUUGGAAUCAUAUUUACUGGUUUUACUUAAUCAGUCUACUCUUAGUAAUUAUAAAUGUGGGUUUUUUCCUCCUUAAUACAAAAGUAAUGAAAUUGUUUUUUAGGGUACUAUCCACUGAAGAUUACUAAGUACAUAUACAUCAGAUAAAAGUGAAGUACAGUCAGUAUAAGGUCUUGAUUAUAAUUUUUUUCACCCAACAUAUUCAGAUAUUUUAUAAUUAACCCUGGGUUUUGGCUUGCUUUCUUUUCAUUCUUUUUCUUUUCUCCCCUUUCUUCCCUUCCUUUAAGGCAUUUCUUAAGCCCUUCUCUUAACAGUGUUUUGAGAUGUUACUUGAUUGAGGAGGUCUAUCUCAAUUUUUCUCCACCUUCAAUCUAUUAAGCCUUUAGUUCCAUUUGAGUACACUAUUGUAGGAAAUUUCUUGCCCUACUUUUGACAAUAGUUUGUCUUUAAUCCUUGUGAACAUUAUUUGAUGCCGAUAGUCUUGCCAUGCAGAGUAAAAGUAUCUUGGAGAGAAAGUUAAGGUCUCAUCGCUAAUAAAUGGAAGAGCAGGAGUUGAAACUCAGAUCUGGUUGAUCCUGAGUUGUUUUAUAUCUAUUGGCCGCAGUUUCCUUAUCUGUCAAGUGUGGCAUUGAUAGAACAUUUCUAGUAGAGUGGUCUUGAGAAAAUUAAGUGAAAUGAUAACAUGUGCUGGCAUAGCUUGUUCAUAAGCCAUCUUUUAAGCAAUGUGAAUUAUAGAUGCAUGGUGUUAUAUAAUCUAAAACAGUUAAUUCAAUUGAUAAUUUUGAGUUUUUGAGCUAUUGUUCUUUUCACAUUUCCUCUUUGAAAUCACCCUGUUUUAAAGACCUUAAGCACUCUUGUAUUUUUGUGUGCUUUAAUGGAACUUGUAUUCUCAAUAGUUUAAUUCUUCUCCACAGACGGUUAUUCUACACGUUCACUUCUGUUUUGUGUUAAUUUUUACUGCCUUUCCCCCCUGAAAUGCAAUAGUCCUGUAGUGUCCUAGUGGAAACAUUGUCCUCUUUGUUUGGGCUAAAGAAGUGCCUUUGUCAUUCCUUUGAGACAUUCUGCAGAUGCCAUUUUGCAGUUCUGAAAAAUAUGUCGCUGUCCUCCUUGUGCUGUGUUAAAUUGCGUGUGUGUAUGGCUUGGUAUUUUAAUGAAGUUGUAGUGAAAACUCGACAGUGAUACUUGUCAUUUGAGGGUAAAACAAAGAAAGGCCCUUUCUUGAUUGAAUGUAGAUACGUGUUCCCUGUCUCUCCGUAGUGCUGUGUGGUCCGAAAGCGGAUCCUUCCUGCACUCAGAUGUUUGAUGCUUUUUGACUAACUUCAUGGGAGACUGCUACAACAGCUUCUUCUGGCAUGUACUACUGCUUUUUAAAACUCUCUUAAUUUUUAUGUUCUUAAUAGCAUGUUAAGUGGCAAGUAUACACUCUACUUUGCUAAGUGGCUUUAAUCCUUGUAUUAAGAAGUGGGGGCAAAAAUCCUUUGGGAAAUUGCCCUGAUAAAAUCCAGGAAAUGCCUUUCAUUCUUUUAAAUCCAGUUAAAAUCUAACUUUAAAAAAAGGGCCUCUGAUGUAACAGUGUCUGAAAGCAUGUGCUUCUUGGAGUCGAGUAAUUUUCUUGUAGAUAGUGCCAAGCUCCAAGAGGAACAGUAUGAAUGUACCUCUGUUUUAGGUAAAUCUAUACCACAUGGCACACUACCAGUUUAUUAUAACUUUGCUAAGGCUUAGGCAUUCCGUUUUGUACUGUCUUUAAAACUGCUAAAGCAAGGGUAUAGAGAUAAAGGGGGAAAACGUCAUCUGUUUUGUUUUAAGGGACUUUAAUCUGUUAAAAUAUUUCUCAAUGGCAAUGUAUGUUCAGUGGAGAAAACUUGGUAAUAGAGAAAAAUACAAAUACGGCAAAAUUUCCCAUUGCCCACGUUUAGGCACAACCACAGUUAAGCAUUUUGCAUUUUUCAGUCUUUUAUCUGUGAAUUUACAUCUGGAGUAAGACAACAGCAUUAUCCUUUUAAACCUGCUCAUUUUCCCUCGGCAAAAAUGUAGUGAAUAGAUCUCUGCAAAUUCUGAAGACAGUAGUACUUAAUUUUGGAAAUGUCACUCCAUGGGGCAUUCAUUCCUUAGAUGCACUCACUUGAAAGCUCUCGGUUAGUAGAAAGUGUGUACAUUUAUAGCCUAAAGACAUAUUAGUCGGAAGAGGAUUGGCCAGUCCUUUUGGAUGUUUUCCAGGAUCAUAAAAGCCUAACAAGUCUAUAUUAAAACUAUUAAGAAGCCUUUGAAACAAGUAAAGAUCUGAUCACAUAAGCCCUGGCUCGUCUUGGACAGCUGGCUCACUGAUUCCCAACAAGAGCUGAUUCUGCUGUGGCCCGACUCCUGUCAUCUGGGGCAGAGGUACACAGGGAUUACAGUGUUUGUAUAUGUCUAGCCAUCAGCUGGGCUUGUUUUAUAUAAUGAUACCAAGCCCUGUGUCAUGCCAUUCCAUCUGUUUCUUUGAAAGAUAAAUAUACAGUUAGCACAGGACAGAUCCUGUUACAGUCAACUCCAUGGCAGAAAUAAACUUUCUCCCUGUGGGUAUUCCUAUAUAAUUAAAGGCUGAGGUGGGAUGAAACCCUCCCCAGGGGAUUGGUGGAUGCUCAGACCAGUCCUUCUCCAGAAGAGAGAAAACACCUCAAGCUCUGUUCUCAUGACUCUGGGAUCCAAUGGGAAAAAUGUUUACUUGUGACAUGUAGAUAAGGCAGCCGAAACAAAUUUCCUUAUCUUGUUAUAACUGUGCUGUUUUAUUGGUUUAUUCAGCAUUUAUCGAAUUUAGAUGUUCUGGUAUGUUUAACGUGGAAUUAUAGGGGAUAAUGGGAAGAGAUAAAAAGGGAUUAAGGAGGGGGAAUACGAGAUACCGAAUCAUGGCUGAACUCAAACUUACUUGAAUUGAUCUAGGCAGAAUCAUUAGAUUGAGGCUGAUCAUGGGAGGAGGAAGUGAUUGGGGAGAUGAUGACAGAGGGGGAAGUGAGGUGUGGCAGAUAGUUGAUUAUUAGGAGUGCUACUUUUCACCCUUUUUGUCUGAUAUAUAUGUGUGUACACACACCUUUCUAAAAGUGUAAAUGUGUAUAUAUCCUCUUAGUUCGGCUUUCAUAGGUACAACCCCUCUCUCCCCCAGGACAGACCAUACAGAGUCUUUGUUGACCUCCUGCAUCUAGAGGCAGUGUCUUGCCUCAUCGAACAAGGCAUACCUAUAAUGGGUGAUGUCCAUUCUCUGGUUUCCAUCCAGCUCUGUUGUCAGUGAUCAGCCCCAGUGUUGAGGCCUCCUCCAGGACCGUGCCCUGCCCUGCUUUGUCACAUAGCUGGAAAUCACACUCUGGAGGUCAUCAGUUGUGGGGUUCCUGGGAUGGGUGAUUCGAUGAGUAAGAGCAGAGAUUGCUCUGGGCAUAGCUUGUCCUUGAAGUGUGGUGCCUUAUCAGAUCCUACUGCCUGCCCUCAGUUCUGUCCCCUGGGAGGAUGGCUUUCAUCUGCCAUAUGCACCUCAGGGCUGCUUCAGAGAAAGGGCUGUGUCACUCUUAGCCCACAUCACUCCAACUUUGCCAUUCUUGGCAUCCUGCUUCCUCUGCCAGUGGAUGUUGCUAGAGUGGUAGGGACUCCCCGAUGGGCUGGUUUGCUGAGUACCAGACUUCUCUUUCAUAGCCUUGGGAUUUGUGAGAGUGUAUAACCAUAAACUCACAUGUAACUUGAUCAGGCUUCCCCUCACCCUACGUUUUAUUCUGAGUGUCCUAUGGUUUAAAAAUCAGUAACAGAGCUAUUGUUAGAUUUGGUCAUAAACGUUUUUAACCUUAUACCUGAAAGCUUGGGUUGGAUUUUUUUUUUUUUUUUCCCUCAAGUGUAGACGGGAAGUGGACAGUCUAGACAGAAGAGAGUCAGCAUUAAUGAGGACACGGAAACACGAAGACUUAUUCCGAACUGAGGAGGCUGAAUAAGCUGUGACCAUGACUACUGAAGUUGGCUCCGCGUCCGAGGUGAAGAAGGAAUCUGACCAGUUAGGAGCAGAUGCAACCAAGGAGAAACCGAAAGAAGUAGCAGAAAAUCAGCAGAACCAGUCCUCUGAUCCAGAGGAGGAAAAGGGUUCCCAGUCGUCUCCUCCAGCUGAAAGCCAAAGUAGUUCACGCCCCCAGAAGAAAGAGAGAGAUCCAUCUGGGAGCAGGGGCAUUUCUCGGUUCAUACCCCCGUGGCUUAAGAAACAGAAGUCCUACACCUUAGUCGUGGCCAAAGAUGGAGGAGAUAAAAAAGAACCUACCCAAGCUGUUGUGGAAGAGCAGAUUUUGGCUAAGGAGGAAUCUCUUCCUGAAGAAGGAAAGCAGGCCAAGGGUGAUGCUGCGGAAAUGGCUCUGCAGAAACAACAGCAGAUUAAGGUUGAUGUCAAGGAAGAGAAACCUCCAGUGAGCAGUCUGGAGAUGCAGCCUGUUGAAGAAGUAAGUAAGGAGAGAGAAGAGGAGAAGGGAAAGGAAAUACAGGAGGACACACUGGAUGAAGCAGCAAAAAGGGAGACAAAGGAGGUGCAGACCAAUGAGCUAAAGGCAGAGAAGGCCUCUCAGAAAGCCACCAAGAAGACCAAGACUGUUCAGUGUAAAGUGACCCUCCUGGAUGGCACCGAGUAUAGCUGUGACCUGGAGAAACGUGCUAAGGGACAAGUGUUGUUUGACAAAGUGUGUGAACAUCUCAACCUCUUGGAGAAGGACUACUUUGGACUUGUGUUUCAGGAGAACCCUGAGCAGAAAAACUGGGUGGAUCCUGCAAAAGAAAUAAAGAGACAGCUGCGAAAUCUGCCUUGGCUGUUUACCUUUAAUGUGAAGUUUUAUCCUCCUGAUCCUUCUCAAUUGACUGAAGAUAUCACCAGAUACUUCUUGUGCCUUCAGCUCCGGCAGGACAUUGCCUCAGGCCGCCUGCCCUGCUCUCUUAUGACUCACGCCCUCCUGGGCUCUUACACACUGCAGGCUGAACUUGGCGACUAUGACCCAGAAGAGCAUGACAGUAAUGACCUCAGUGACUUCCAGUUUGCCCCCACCCAGACCAAGGAGCUGGAAGAGAAGGUGGCAGAGCUGUAUAAAACCCACAGGGGCUUAUCUCCAGCACAAGCUGAUUCUCAGUUCUUAGAAAAUGCCAAGAGGCUUUCCAUGUAUGGUGUUGACCUGCAUCAUGCCAAGGACUCGGAAGGCGUGGACAUCAAGCUGGGCGUGUGUGCUAACGGGCUCCUCAUCUACAAAGACAGACUGAGAAUCAAUCGUUUUGCUUGGCCGAAAAUCUUGAAAAUCUCCUAUAAGCGCAGUAACUUCUACAUUAAAGUUAGGCCAGCGGAGCUGGAACAGUUUGAGAGCACUAUUGGAUUUAAACUGCCCAACCAUCGGGCAGCGAAAAGAUUAUGGAAAGUGUGCGUGGAACAUCAUACUUUCUACAGGCUUGUGUCUCCAGAGCCUCCACCAAAGGCCAAGUUCCUGACCUUGGGGUCCAAAUUCCGCUACAGCGGCCGUACCCAAGCGCAGACCCGCCAGGCCAGCACCCUCAUUGACAGGCCGGCGCCGCACUUUGAACGCACCUCUAGUAAACGGGUCUCCAGGAGUCUCGAUGGAGCUCCAGUUGGUGUUGUGGACCAAAGUCUUAUGAAAGAUUUUGCUGGCCCUGCUGGAGAGGUGUCAGCAUAUGGCCCGGGAGUUGUCAGUCCUGCCGUGGUACAAGAUGGUGACGGCAGAAGGGAUGUCAGAAGCCUGGCUAAAGCUCCACCAGUGCAGUACAUUGAAGGAAAGAAAAAUUCCUUGAGAGUAGAAGGGGAUAAUAUUUAUGUCAGACAUAGCAAUUUAAUGUUGGAGGACCUGGAUAAGGCCCAGGAGGAAAUACUGAAACAUCAGGCUAGCAUUAGUGAACUCAAGCGCAAUUUUAUGGAAUCUACACCUGAGCCGCGCCCUAAUGAAUGGGAAAAACGACGUAUCACACCUCUGUCUCUACAGACACAAGGGAGCAAAGGAGACCGUCUUUUCAAGGAUAUUUUUUCCAUGAAGGAGAAGCAUCAGAUGGCGGCAACACGGACAGUUGAAGAAAAAGCCCAGGAGGCAGACAAGAGCCUAGAAGAGGAGAUAACAUCAAUUUUGUUUAGUGCAAAGGGCUUUUCUGAUAGCAUGAAAGCCUCCUUCAGCUCAGCCACCACUUGGACAGCAGAGGGCACUGUUGUGAACUCUAAUGCACCUUCUGAAAAGCUUUCUUCCUCGCCCUUCUCACAGUUGCCUGAGAAACGCGCUCCCGAGUCCGAAGGGCCUUGCGCCGGAGCCAGUGAUGCUGUUAAGAGUUCACAUGAGACUCUGAAUGUAGUGGAGGAGAAGAAGCAGGCAGAGGUUGGGAAAGACGAAAGAGUAAUCACGGAAGAAGUGAACGGUAAAGCGCUGGCCCCUGGGCGUGGUCCUGGGGAGAUGCGGAAGGUGGAGCCGGGGACGCAGAAAGACUCCACCUCCCUGUCUUCUGAGAGCAGCCCCAGCAGUGAGAGCGAGGACGAGGACGUGGGGGAGUACCGGCCCCACCACCAAGUGACUGAGGGCACCAUCAGGGAGGAGCAGGAGGAGGAAGAAGAGGUGGAGGAGGCGCCCGGCCCAGCAGCCAAGGUAGUAGAGAGGGAGGACCCGGUGCCAGCAACCCGCCCAGUCACCCACGCAGGUGCCAAUGUCAGCACAGUAGAAACAGUGAUCCAGGAAAACGUAGUUGCCCCCCAGAUCCCCACCGAGAAGAGUGUAAACGAAGGCGUUAAGCAAGACGUGCGCGAAGACCCAGAGGACGAGCCGCAGAAAGUUAACGGAGAGGUGUCUCAUGUUGACAUUGAUGUUUUGCCACAAGUUAUUUGUUGUUCAGAGCCACCAGUGGUAAAAACAGAGAUGGUAACAAUUUCUGAUGCCUCACAAAGGACAGAAAUCUCCACCAAGGAAGUCCCUAUUGUCCAAACUGAGACCAAAACCAUCACAUAUGAAUCUCCACAGAUUGACGGCGGGGCUGGUGGUGACUCGGGCACGUUACUGACUGCACAAACCAUCACAUCUGAGUCCGUGUCAACAACGACAACCACACACAUCACCAAGACUGUAAAAGGUGGGAUAUCUGAAACAAGAAUUGAGAAGCGCAUCGUGAUCACAGGAGAUGCAGAUAUUGACCAUGACCAGGCACUGGCCCAGGCCAUCAGGGAAGCCAGGGAGCAGCACCCUGACAUGUCAGUCACGCGGGUGGUGGUGCACAAAGAAACCGAGUUGGAGGAGGGGGAUGAGUAAGAUAUCCUCUUUUUAGACCACAACAUUCAACUUUGUGAACCGGAAGAAUUUUGACCAUUCCAAGUCUUAAUGCCACCACUGCUCCAGCAAAUUUAUACGACUGUUAACAAUGGCCAGAAGCCUGAAGAAUUAAAAUGCCAACACCAAACCUUACCUUAACAGCUCUGGUCUAUACCAUUCCCACGCAUUUUAAUAUAUUGUUUUGUUUUAUAACCACUCCUAAAUAUUCUUGAUUCUUUCUUUCUUUUUUUUUUCUGAUAGUUUUGUUUUUGUUUUCUGUUUACUUUGUGUACAACUACCUGCUUUUUACAACUCAUUUUGAUCAAAUGAUAGUGAACAAAGCCAGCCCAAGCUGGUAAGGUGCUGUUCGCUUGAACAGGUGCUGUUGUGCGGAAAGGAAACUCUGUGACUAAUUUAGAUAGUAGCUUUCCUUCUUUCCAAAUUCUUCCCACGGAGUUCUUACAAGUAAAUAUUUACAGAGUUUUCAGAUUGCCGUAAAUAUACUGUAUGAGAAAAUAUUAAUGCAGAUUUAAAAGCAUUUCUUACAUCAAGAAAAUUUUCUAGUGUUGGAGAAUUUCGUUGGGGAUAUUUUUGAUACUGAACCCUUUUGACUUUCCAGUCCUGUGACUUUUUACUUUUAGCGGAAAGUCCGGGAGUCUCCAGACUGGAGAAUUACGCAGAAGUUCACUGACCACGCACUGUGCUAGAGACCCUGUCGCACCACAGUGCCGAUGCUUCUCAGACACAGGCUCUUCAGCAGCACUCCAGCCACCGGAGGGGGAGAAAAACAUCUCUUCCCUCUCGCUAAAUCAUUCAGGCAGCUUAAAACCUUAGUGCUUUCUUUCUUAACAUGUCCAAACUUCAAUACUUUCCAUUAUUUGAACCCUCGUGUAGAGCACUUGCUUUGUGUUAAACCUCCUGUCUCCAUGUGAAACUGACCUUUUUUGUUAUUGAGCAGGUGUAUCACUUUCAGGUAGUGUGAUGAUUCAUGCAGGGGUGAGGAGGCCAGGAGAGGAGGAAGGCUAUGGCGGUGUUUGUGACGGUUGUAAGAAAACUGUGCCGUUUAAAGCUGACACCAGAUAACCUGCUAGGGACUUAUUAACUGUAUUGAACAUUCUUUCCCUUGCUUUGCCCCUGUGUAUAAUUAGAAUGCCAAGAUUAGCUACCUAGCAGCUUCAAGUUGUAUUAAAUGAUAUUUUGCUUUCUGUAAUACUGUUAUAAAAUAAAGUUUGUUUAUUCUCUAAA